This is a messenger RNA of Loxodonta africana (African savanna elephant), 416 nucleotides long. RefSeq names its product small proline-rich protein 2G-like. Gene Ontology annotation, cellular component: cornified envelope. The record is from RefSeq and is a predicted model, not a curated record. The coding region runs from base 45 to 278 and encodes 77 amino acids. The transcript has a single exon. NCBI's taxonomy places the organism in Eukaryota, Metazoa, Chordata, Mammalia, Proboscidea, Elephantidae.
CACUGUCGUCUAAUUUCUUUCAGAUUUCCAGAGGCUCCAGAAAGAUGUCUUACCAGCAGCAGCAGUGCAAGCAGUCCUGCCAACCACCUCCUGUGGUGUGCCCACCUAAGUGCCCUGAGCCAUGUCCACCUCCAAAGUGCCCAGAGCCAUGUCCACCUCCAAAGUGCCCAGAGCCAUGUCCACCCCCAAAAUGCCCACCUCAGCCAUGUCAGCAGAAAUGCCCUCCUACACAGAUAUACCAACCCUGCCAGCAGAAGUGUCCUCCUAAGAGCAAGUAACAGCUUCAGGACUCAUCAGCAUCAUGAAAGGAUAAGGACAAUUGGCUCAGACUCCUUCCACAACUCAACCUUCAUUUCUUCAAAGCCAACCAUGGACACAACUUUUCUAUCCAUUAGUCCAUAAUCUGCCUGUGAUGA